UUAUGGAUUUUGUUUUGGUUCUCCAACUCCUAGCUAAGUGUAGCUUGCUGCUGUAGAGCUGCUGAUAUUUUAUUUCUGAUGUUUUCUUUUCUUUAAUUGACAACUACAGAAGAUGAAGAAGUUAUUUGACGACUUUAAAAAGGACAUAAAAUUUAAAUCUGCGGGACCCGGGAAGAAGUUAACGGAAGAUGCAAGCAGCAAGCCUGCGGUGGCGCCGAGCAGCUCCAGCAGCAAGCAGAGUCGGCAUGCUCCCAGCGAAGGAGCGCAGAUGGCAGGGGCCGCGGCCCUGGCCCGGAUCGAGCAGAAGCAGCGGCCCAAGGUGCACACCUCCCAGGACGCUAUCAGGAACCAGGUUAAAAGAGAACUGGAGGCGGAGGCAGCAGCUCUGGCUGAGAAGGAAAAUGCAGUCACAGCUGAGGGAUCCAAAGUGAAAGACGCGGCCUGCCUCUCUGUGUCCGGCGUUUACUUCACCUGCCCUCUCACCGGAGCCACGUUAACCAAGAGUCAGAGGGAGGUGCACAUUAAAGAGGCCAUUCUGAUGCGCUUCGAGGAGGACGAUAUCGAGGCUUCUGUUAUGAUGGUCCACACAUUUAACAAAGACAGAGAGAAAGUGAAGGCAGCUGUGGACAUCAUCAGCAAGUAUGUUGACAAUAUAUGUAAGAAUCCAUCAGAGGAGAAAUACAGAAAGAUAAAAGUUAGCAACAAGGUGUUCCAGGAAAAAGUAAGUCCUGUGGAGGGCAGUCGGGAGUUUCUGCAGGCUGUGGGCUUUAUAAGUGUUAUGCUUCCUGUAGAGGCCCAAGAGGAGGAAGAGGAGUUCCUGGUGUUGCCGGAGCAGAGUGACGACGCCCUGGAGCUGAUGAAGGAGCGGAGGGACCGCCUUCAGAGGGGAGAGCCGGUCAGAGCCCAGCUGGACCGGCAGCCUCAGGCUUUCCGACCGUCUCCCAACGCGCAGCGCUUCGAGCUGCCGCCCGAGUUCUACAACCUGUCGGCGGAGGAGCUGAAGAAGGAGCAGCAGCAGAGAACUGAACUGGUGGAGAAGAACGCCAUGCUCCGCACAAAAGCCAUGAGGGAGAGAGAGGAGCAGAGGGAGAGGAGGAAAUACAACUACGCCCUGCUCAGAGUCAGACUGCCUGAUGGGAACCUGCUGCAAGCCACGUUUUAUGCCUGGGACCGUCUGCCGGCACUCUUUGAAUUCGUCCGGGAGUCUCUGGUGGACGGCUGGCAGCCGUUUGAGCUCAUCGCCCCCGGAGGACAAAAGCUGCAGGAGUCUGAGGAGGUCACUCUGGUCGAAUGUAACUUGGUGCCCGCUGCCCUGCUCACGUUUGCCUGGGAUGCAGCCGUGCAGGCGGACAUUGCCGCUGCAGGCGGGAAGAGCUCCGCCGCCCUCCUCAAACCGGAGCUGCUGGAGAGAAUUCAAACCCUGAGCUGAGCGGAGCGGAGAGAGGGCGCCCUCUGACCCCUACUACCGCCUCCCUCUUCCUCACUCGCUGCCGAGGUGAAGUUGCCCCUUGGAGCAGUGCUGUAUUUAUUUUUACAAAUUCUACUUAAAGUUAAAGAUUGUAGCGCGGCAACUUCACCCUAAGGGAUUUGUUUUAAACCUACCCCCCCCCUCUCUCUCUCUCUCUCUCUGCAUGCGGGGACGCAGUCGCCCUCCGACAUGUCUCAGCAGUCAUUUGUAUUAAAGAAGAGACACUACUAACAUGUGACGGACAUGUUUGUCUACGUUUCCCCCCUCGGUGUCUCGGCUCAUUGUAGAAGUUGCAUAGUUCGGUUCGGUUCGGUGGUUUAAUGGAAAUCUCGAAGCGACCGCUUUCUUUCGUCAGUGUUCAAGGUGAACUCCGUGUCGGCUGUGUGAACUCGUCACGUGACUCCGUAACUGUAAUCGCGCGCGUGAGCUCCUGCUGCCUGUUGGUCGUCCGCUCGGCCUUGGCGUGCCGCUCUUUCCCGUGUUGUACAGCAGAUGAAUCAGAAGUCAAAUAUUGUUUUUAUAUAUAUAUAUAUAUAUAUAUAUAUCAACCGGAGAGUUUAAUAGCAGUACUUAACGUCACGAUGCUGGCUUGUGCAUCUUAA
Messenger RNA from Xiphophorus couchianus (Monterrey platyfish), 2070 nucleotides. RefSeq names its product UBX domain protein 6 (gene ubxn6). The coding region runs from base 113 to 1429 and encodes 438 amino acids. Gene Ontology annotation, cellular component: cytoplasm. Gene Ontology annotation, molecular function: protein binding. Lineage: Eukaryota; Metazoa; Chordata; Actinopteri; Cyprinodontiformes; Poeciliidae. The record is from RefSeq and is a predicted model, not a curated record. The transcript has 11 exons.